Molecule: messenger RNA, 1743 nt
Organism: Mesorhabditis belari
Lineage: Eukaryota; Metazoa; Nematoda; Chromadorea; Rhabditida; Rhabditidae
Source: the annotation of a GenBank genome assembly
AUGUCGUUUCAACUCGAGCAAUCCUCGGUCAUCAAAACCGCGCCACCUGGUGGCCGGCAACAACUCGAGAUGAAACAUGAGCCAAUUGAUCUCAAUCCAUUAUCCACGUCAUUUCAGGAUUUGACGAAAAUGCAACUAACAACCGACUACUAUCAAGCCAACGCGAUUCCUCGAUAUUCAGUCUAUCAGGGUUUCGGUCAAACCCUCGACGCUCUCCACAAUAAUUCCCUCCUCGCCCAACAGGGCUCUAUCGCCAAUUAUUAUUAUCCACAACAAAAUGUCAUUCAACAAGAUUGGUCAAGAAAUGAUUAUCAACAACAAUAUCAACGAGCGUCUACUUUACAAUAUGCAUCCGAACAACAAGUCCAAGAUCGGGCGUACAAGUUACCGGUCACUGAUAUGCCAUCUCCUGUUGAUUCGGGUAUUGGUGCCGAUUUGUCGAUGAUCGCCACAACAAAAGACGAGUUUUUCUCUACAAAUGACUCGCUUGCCCUCGAGAGACCGGAAAGAGCACUCUCACAUCGAGAUUCACCAAUCAUUAUCCCGAAACUCCACAAUACCCUCGGCUUCCAAUAUGUUCUCGAGGCUCCAAUCUCAACAUCGAUUCGAAAAGAUGAUGAUCGAAUGACAUAUGUGAAUAAGGGUCAAUUCUACACGGUCACUCUCGAUUAUUUGCCCGAUCCAUUGAAGCCGUUGAAGAGUCAAAUUGUGAGGAGUCAAUUGAUGGUCGUAUUCCGAGAAGACAAGACAUAUGAGGAGGAGAUCAAAACAUGGCAAUUCUGGCAUCAACGACAGCAUUCGGCAAAACAACGGAUACUUGAAGUUGACGGAAAGAACAGUUCGGGUAUGUCAAGUAUCGGAAUGAACGCGAGUCCAAUCACUGAGAUCGCUCACAAUGCGGUUGAAUUUCACUGGAGUCCAAACGAGUCGCCUGUUAAAAUUAGCAUCGCCGUUCAAUGUCUUUCAACCGAUUUCUCGAAUCAAAAAGGAGUAAAAGGACUUCCCCUUCAUGUUCAAAUCGAUACUUAUGAUCGAGAUGAUGAAAAGAUUCCAUUUCAUCGAGGAUAUUGUCAAAUCAAAGUUUUCUGUGAUAAGGGUGCUGAACGCAAAUUGCGUGACGAGGACAAACGGGCACAAAAACGAAAGAAUAAUAUGACAGGCCAAGUUCCAACAAAUGGAUUAUGGGCUGGAGCUGGGACGUCACCGGCUGGACAACAAGGUUCAAUGGUAAACCGAAAGAAAAGUGAUGGAGAAUAUCAUGAAUCGUGUGAUCGAAGUGAAUUCUAUCAUAUGAGAGAAUUGGAUAAACCGGCCGCUCUAUUCAUCGCACCUGAGGAAUAUGAUAGAUCAUUCUUGGACAGUACGAGUGUCGGUGGUUAUGAUCUUGAUUUGGAGCCAACUCAUCGAAGACCGAGACCCUCAGAAAGGCUAAUGCUGUAUGUGCGAAAGCAAAGCGAUCAAAUCUACACUCCGUUACACAUCAUUCCACCGAAUUUGAUCGGUUUAGCCGCAGGAGUUGCCGCAAAAUUUGGAAUCGAUGCUGAAAAGAUAUCAGCGAUUUACAAGCGAUGUGCGAAAGGGAUUACAGUGAGGAUGGACGAUGAUAUGUUGAGACAUUAUAAUAAUGAAGAGACGUUUGUUAUUGAUGUCGAACAGGCACAGGAAGAUCCCUCUCUAUUCUCAAUUUUCCUCAUCGAGAUCGCUUCAACAGCCGGUCAACCCUCAUACUCACAACCACAAUCA